GGAAGAAUCGGAAAAAUGUCCCACAUACGUCAGAAGGAACUUAUGGAGACAAAGUGGCGAAGUCUGGAAAUUUCUGCUUUUUUUCAUGCGCCCGUCAGUCAAGCCCGCCCAGCAGCGGCACCGAUAUAUCGAGGAAAACUUCGAUCACAAGCGAAAGGAUCGAUUGAACUUGGAGCUGCUGGUUUUGGUUGCCAGAAAGCCAAAGCAAAACAUUGGUAUGGUGUGCGACGAUGUGGGAAUAUGAUGAUGAUGGGUGAUCAGUAUCGCAAAAUGGAGCAAUAUUCACCGAAAUCUUCUCCAAGAGGCGCGCGGUCUCCAGUUGUGUCACGUCAAGAUUCCACUGGAACGUUAAAAACGACUAUUUCGCUCGGGAAAAACCCGUCUAUAGUCCACCAUGGACCAUUUUAUUUGAUGAAAGAGCCUCCAGCUGAAAGUGAGUUAACUGGUGCUACAAAUUUGAUGGCAUAUUAUGGAUUAGAACAUUCAUACAGUAAAUUUAGUGGAAAGAAGGUUAAAGAACAACUUUCUUCAUUUUUACCUAAUCUUCCUGGCAUCAUAGACAGUCCAGGACACUCAGAUAAUAGUUCUCUAAGGUCUGUCAUUGAUAAACCACCAAUAGGAGGAAAGGAGCUAUUACCCCUUACUAGUGUCCAAUUAGCUGGUUUUCGUCUUCAUCCUGGCCCUCUACCUGAACAAUAUCGGUAUGUUAAUCAAACCCCUCAGAAGAAGCAUAAGAACAAACAUAAGAAGCAUAAACACAAAGCUGGAGAGUCAGCAAGUGGAGGUGAAGUUGCUGGCUCUACUGACAUAGGAACCGAUGCCCAUGAGAAGAAACACAAGAAACAGAAAAGACAUGAUGAUGACAAGGAAAGAAAAAAGAGAAAAAAAGAAAAGAAGAGAAAGAAGCAAAAGCACAGUCCAGAACACACUAGUGGUGGUUUAACACCCAGUCAUCAUUCCAAUCAAUGAAUUUGCUUUUGUUGAGAAUUGUUUUAUAAUCCUAUUUUUAUCCUGUUCUUUUUUGUUUUGGAACAAAAGAAUCUAUGUUCUCUGGAAACUGAGAAUUUCUCUACCUAAGUGAAAUGGAUAUGGAAUAGUGACCUUACUGUGAUGCUCUCAAACACUCCUAAUGUGGAAUAGAAUAUUAUAAAGUUGAAGCGAGUUCCAACAGUGCCCUUCCCAUUUUAUGCUUAAUAUCGCCUACUUGUCAUCUCAUCAUUCGUAUUUUCUAUUUCUUCCUGUUUCUUUGUUAUUCAGUCAGUUUUGUUUCUUUUUAUUUAUGCCUGGUAGUGAUUUUGUUCAAGCGUGAAGUUAUUCACAGUUAACUUCACGGUUCAAGUUACCUUAUAGUAUCAUUGUUGAGUUAUACCUUGGUGAAAUUGUGUGACUUUGUUUUCUGCAAUGUUCUCUAAUAAAAGUGUUUCAUAUCUGCUUUUUAUGUAGUUACAAAAUUUAUUCUGGAAGUCUGAUAACAAAUUGUAUUUUGCAGAAUAAUUUUGUAAAGGACCAGUUUCUAUGUUAUGUCUAGGACCUUUUUUUCUCUCAAACUGGACUUGUUUUUAUUUAGUUCACUAUUAUGAAGGUUUGUUAUGUUGGUGGGGGAAGUAGUUGUGACUUAGUGUCAGUUAAGUCAUUGAAGUUGAAGGCACCCUGCUAUUUGUUUUGAGUUUGAGCUUCACCGAGAUUAUCAAGCUGGUUACGGUCUAUCAGCUUACCAAAAAUAAACGACAGGGCGCUUUCAGCUUUACAGGCUUCACCGAGAAUAAAUCAGUCAUUAAGUUCUUUGGAAAAUUUGACCAUGAAUGAGAAGACUUUAGAUUGUAUUUGUACCUGUAUUUUUAGGCAAAUGAAAGUUGUGAUUAUAAUAAACCAGCAUUGUUUCAGAGUACAA
Frankliniella occidentalis (western flower thrips) is the source of this 1891-nucleotide messenger RNA. It is a transcript of the gene MED19, whose product is annotated as mediator of RNA polymerase II transcription subunit 19. Bases 16 to 969 code for a protein of 317 amino acids. The record is from RefSeq and is a predicted model, not a curated record. Gene Ontology annotation, biological process: positive regulation of transcription by RNA polymerase II. Gene Ontology annotation, cellular component: mediator complex. Gene Ontology annotation, molecular function: transcription coregulator activity; transcription factor binding. The transcript has 5 exons. NCBI's taxonomy places the organism in Eukaryota, Metazoa, Arthropoda, Insecta, Thysanoptera, Thripidae.